AAUCAUGUUGGAAUUCUCGUGGGAUAAAAUAGCGAAGUUAAAUGAAGCUGACAUAGAUAUAGACAAUGCAAACUAUUACUGCCAAUUGUUUUUAGAUGUAUGCGCAGAUUCUCCACAUUAUUUGAUUAUUUCAGGCUAAUGUUGAGGACUGGGAUGAUAGUGAUCGACUUAAGCAUGUUUUUCAAAUUACUCAGACGUUGCUUAACCUAAAAUGGGAACAAUGGAAGUUAUCAGAGACAAGCUUGUCGGACAAAACCUCAGAAAUAAAUAAUCUGAAAGAUCAAAUAAGGGAACUAGAACAAGAAAACAAAGAUUUGCAAAAAGCAAUUUCUGCUUCUGGUCUUGAUAGAGGAAGCAUUGGUGAGACGAGGAGACUUGAGUUUAAAGUCGUCAAACUGCAAUCUGAACUAGAAUCCCUAAGGAUAGCCAAAGAUUCCUCUUUUAAAGAAAAAGAAGAACUUUUGAAUGAAAAAGGUGAUCUGGAAAGAAAAGUGGAACUGGUUUCAAAAGAAAAUAAGGAACUUCAGGAGCGUUGUGAGUACUUGCACCUGCAACUUCAGGAUCGACCCAGCUUUUUCGGUAAAAGUAAUGAUGAGGCUAAUUACAGAAAAGAAAUUUCCUCCUUACGUGCAAAAAUAAGGGUACAGAAAGCUGAAAUAGAUGGAUUAGAAGAUGAAAAACAGAAUUUAUGGAGUGAUGUCAAUCGUUUGGAGAGCAACCUUCGGCAAGCCAGCAUGGAAAUCGAUCGCGCCACCGAUGACUAUGUGAAAAUGAAAGAAGCCUUAACAGAAGCUGAUAAAAGUCACGCAGAAAAGUCGGCUGAAUGCAGUAUGUUGCGCGCUCAGUUAGCCAAUCUUUCCGAAAAGAUUGGUCAUCCUGAAGAAACAAAUAACCUUAUCAUGAGUGCUGUUGAACAGAAGAUUGAGGAAUGGAAAGAGAUACUGGCAGACAAAGACAUGGAAAUAGUUAAGCUUAAUGAACGAAUAAUAGAGUUUUCUCAGGAAUUGCGAGAUCUUAAAGCUGACUCCGAUAAAACCAGUGCACAAGCCCUGAUGAAGUCCAUAAAAGAUCGUGAUGUUCAGAUACACUCCCUAAAAAAACAACUUACGGAUGCUACAAAUGAAGUUGAGAAAAGCACAACUCUUUUAAACGAACUCGCGAAGCAAGCAAAUGAGAAUGAAUUUGAUCCUAGUAGUCGCAAAGCUGAACGUAUUGUUGUCCUUAGAAAACAACUUCAAGAAAAAGAAAACCUUAACGCCGAACUGGAGAAAAGGUUGGAGCUUGCUGAAGAAGCUGCUCAGUCUCAAGCCAACGAGGUAACUAUUUUAGAAAAGCAACUAAAACGUUAUGAAGAAGGAGAGUAUGGUUUAUCAGAAGCUAUUGCUGAAUUAAAAGCUACUAGAUUACAAUUAAACUCAAAAGAAAGACAAUUGGAAGAGGUUUGUCGUCUAGCAAGUCAAGCUGAAUCAUCUCUUAAUGAAAUAAAUUUAGAAAAUGAACAUUUAAGAAGUAAGCUUGGAAUACCAUUGAUUGAAAAAAUUGAUCUGAAUGGCUACCGUCGUCAAAAACGAGCAGAAGUUGAAGAAGAUCGUGCAGUAAAUAUAAUACUACAAAAAGAAAUCGAAAAACUAGAAGACGAAAGGUUGGAGCUGAAACGUAAACUACGUACACUUGCACGUCAGUUAGGCCAACAAUAUGGUUCAUCAGAUUUGCACGUGGAUGGAGUACUCUUAGGUAAUUUAAACCAAGUUAGUGAGGAAGUUAUGUCAACUCAGUCAGUUCGAGUGGUUUCUGCCUCUCGAUCUAGUCAGAAAACCAAAAGUUCCCCAACACAAGACGAACUAGCUGACCUUCCAGAAGUAUGGAAAGCAAGAUUCAAAGUACUUGAUGAGGAAUUAGUUCAAGCACUGAAGCAAAUAGAAGAAGAACAUAAAAAGCAUGAUAAACUAGAGACACGUUUGAAGCAAAUUACUGAAGCAAAUGUUCUGCUAGAAAGUGGUCUGAAGGAAGUUCAAAACCAGAUACACUCUUUUCAUAUUGAAUCAAAGAAUCAACGUGAUCUAAGUGAAGAAAAGAAACAAUCAAAAUCUAACAAUAUAACCAAAACAGAAAAAAGAGAAGUGGCCAAUAACAAGUUAAAAAUGAAGAAUGAAAUCAUUCAACUAGACUGUCCAUCUUUAGACAAAUUACUAGCUGCAUUAGACGCAAGAAACAUGGUUGGAGAUAUUGACUCUGGACAAUUUCUAAAGUCCAGAGUAGAUCAACUUGAAGGGGCAAAUCAGGAGCUCCGAUCAAAUCUUCGUGAUAUACGCAUGAGUAGUGCUUUAUAUGAGGUAAAACUGAACGAGGCACAUAAUCGAAUUAAACAGUUGGAGUCGCAGCUUGAAUCAGUUGAUCUCUUAAAUAAUAAUACACCAAGCCAAACAUUUAUUGAGGGUCAGUCACCUCUUCCAAAAGAUACUAACCCUGAUACAGCUAAAGUUAUUUUAUCACUAGAAGAACACUUACUGACAAUGAUGAAAGAUAUUAGUGAUAAAAAUACACAACUUGCCUAUAUUGACAAUCAAAUGGAAGCUGCAAGGAGAAAAUAUUCUGUUUGUAAACACCAUCAAGGUUUAUUGUAUCGGGACUUUUAUAAUGAACGCCAAGUAAGUUUGUGUAUUAGAUGUAAGAAUUUAUAUAAAUAA
This is a messenger RNA of Schistosoma guineensis, 2687 nucleotides long. NCBI's taxonomy places the organism in Eukaryota, Metazoa, Platyhelminthes, Trematoda, Strigeidida, Schistosomatidae. The record is from the annotation of a GenBank genome assembly.